Molecule: messenger RNA, 1093 nt
Organism: Linderina pennispora
Lineage: Eukaryota; Fungi; Kickxellomycota; Kickxellomycetes; Kickxellales; Kickxellaceae
Product: UPF0103-domain-containing protein
Exons: 2
Coding region: 88-1041 (317 amino acids)
Source: RefSeq, a predicted model, not a curated record
UGCUGUCUGUAUUUUUCAGUAUUUUUUACAAGCUCUUCUCACAACCCCUCGCCUCUACGCUAGCAAUUUGACGCAAAUCCUUCUGAAAUGACUUCUCGCAAGGCCACCCACGCCGGUAGCUGGUACACCGAGUCUGGCGACAGACUUGACAGAGAGCUCCAGGGAUGGCUCAAUAUUGUGCCCGCCGCCGUUGAAGAAAUAGUGCCAGCCGGCGGUACCCGCGCCAUUAUUGGCCCGCAUGCCGGAUACAGCUACAGCGGACCCAACGCCGCCUAUGCGUACAAGUGUGUCGACAUCGCCAAGGUCAAGCGUGUGUUUCUACUUGGUCCAUCGCAUCACAUCUACUUGGAUAACUGUGCACUGUCGGCAUGUUCCGAGUAUGAAACGCCACUGGGCAAUAUUGCCAUCGACAAGGAUACCAUCGGCGAACUGCGUGGCAAGGGCACCUGGCGCACGAUGAGUCUGGAGGCCGACGAGGACGAGCACAGUUUGGAGAUGCACCUGCCGUACAUUUACAAGACAUUCGAGAGCAAGAUCCAGGAAAUCAAGCUGGUGCCGAUCCUGGUUGGUAACCUAAGCUUCCAGAAGGAAAAGUACUACGGUGAGAUCCUGGCACCGUACCUCGACAACGAAGAGAAUCUGUUUGUUAUCUCGUCAGACUUUUGCCACUGGGGCAGUCGGUUCCGCUUCACCUACUAUCGCGGGUCGGAGCAGCAGCGCCCGGUCAAGCUGCAGUCGAGCGACCGUCGCAGGCCAGACGGCAAGCCGAUCUGGCAGUCGAUUGAGCGGCUGGACUGGGAUGGGAUGGAGGCCAUUGUGGACACAGACCACAGCGCCUUCAGGCAGUAUCUGGAAGAGACUGGCAACACGAUCUGUGGGCGUCAUCCAAUCGGUGUCCUGCUGGCUGCUGUGAACCAUCUGUUCCCGAACCAUACUGAAGGCCCUGUCCUCCGAUUUGUCAAGUACGACCAGUCGAGCAAGGUUGCGUUUCCUACAGACUCGUCGGUCAGCUAUGCCUCGGCGUACCUAGCACUUCCUUGAAGAGUCGCAUGCAUGCAUUCAUUUUCUGUACACACAAAUAUACUAGAAGAAA